Molecule: messenger RNA, 2401 nt
Organism: Xiphophorus maculatus (southern platyfish)
Lineage: Eukaryota; Metazoa; Chordata; Actinopteri; Cyprinodontiformes; Poeciliidae
Gene: vsx2
Product: visual system homeobox 2
Exons: 5
Coding region: 706-1899 (397 amino acids)
Biological process (GO): regulation of transcription by RNA polymerase II
Cellular component (GO): nucleus
Molecular function (GO): sequence-specific double-stranded DNA binding; DNA-binding transcription factor activity, RNA polymerase II-specific
Source: RefSeq, a predicted model, not a curated record
CUGCGUCCAUCUCCACACCAGCUGUCGGUUUUUUUCUUUCUUUCUUUUUUUUCCCCCUUUUUUUGGGGUGGGCCUUUGAUUCGCGUGUGAUGAGUUUCCCGGAGCAUCUGGAGAUCAAUUAUCCAUCCGUGUGAGCCGGUGGUUGGGCACAUAGAUCAUAGUAGGCUCUGUCUGUGUGUUUACAUGUGUGCGUAAUGCAUUCCGCGAAAGGCAGAUUUAGAGAUUGAGGUAAUUUUCUAUAAACCUGCACCAUUUCAAAGACACUGUAUCGGGAGGAGAGGGGAAAUAGAUUUAAUUUGCUCUCAUUCACUCACGAGCUUUCAAAGAGAGGGUCCAAUCUAUUUAAUCUGAUGCUGUUUUUCUGUUUUUUUUUUGACGUUGUAAGGGUUACUUCAAUUUACUUUGCGUUUAUAUUUAUUAAACCUUGUUUUAGUUUAUCUAUAUUUUAACUGAAGCUGCUCCACACAGUCCUCAGAAAAAGGCAGCGAUGUGUUGGAGAGGGCGUAAUACAUCCAUGAUCCACUGGAAUCCUGAAUCCUGGCAGCUGAUUGGCUGCAGGGUGUAGCCUCCUGUUGGGAUGGACCUGUUGGAUAAAAGGACCAUUUUCUAAACGACGGUGUGGGACGCAGAGGAUCAUCUACGAGGAACCCUCCUGUGAGACGACAUAAUAAAGAAAUAUAUUUUUCAAGGGCCAUCCAAAGCACCAUGACCGGGAAAGAGGGCGCAGUGCUGUCGGAAAGUUUAAAUCACUCAGAGAAAACGUCUCUGGGUGCAAAUGGAGGGAACAACAGCCACCAGCCGAAAAGCAGUGUCAACCACCCACCGACCAGGUGCACCGGCUUCGGCAUCCAGGAGAUCCUGGGGCUGAAUAAAGAGCCGCCCUCCAUUCCGAGGAACCCGCUGAGCUCGCUGCCGGCCGGCGCGCACCUGAUCGCCGCCAGGUCUGUGCUGGGCCCCGCAGCCGUCGGUGUGGGUGUCGGGAUGGGAUUAAUUGGCCCCGGUGGAAUUCCGGCGUUUUACCGUCAACCCGCUUUCCUGGAGACGGUGCUGUCAGACGGUCAGGAUGUCCACCUGCAGCACCACAGCAGGAUCGUGAGGCCGCUGGACCCCAGUCAGUCUGCCAGCUCAGACUCCGAGGAUUUAUCUUCAAAUGAACGAAGACACACGAAGUCGUCUAUAAGCCAGAACAAGAAACGCAAGAAAAGACGCCACCGAACCAUAUUCACUUCCUAUCAGCUGGAGGAGCUGGAAAAGGCCUUUAACGAAGCGCACUACCCGGAUGUCUAUGCCCGAGAGAUGCUGGCCAUGAAAACAGAGUUGCCUGAAGACAGAAUACAGGUAUGGUUUCAAAACCGGAGAGCUAAGUGGAGGAAGAGGGAGAAAUGUUGGGGACGCAGCACAGUGAUGGCUGAGUAUGGGCUGUAUGGAGCCAUGGUGAGGCAUUCCAUCCCUCUGCCAGAGUCCAUCCUCAAGUCUGCUAAGGAUGGCAUCAUGGAGUCCUGUGCUCCCUGGCUUCUGGUCCAAGAUGGCUUACCAGUGAGCAGACGUUAUUCUAAAUCUGAAUACCCGCAACUCUUUACAGGGAUGCACAAAAAGUCCAUAGAGGGCGCAACUCCCCCACCAACAGGAAAGUGCGAUGCCCCGCAGCAGGCGAACGCUCAGAUCCCUGAGGACGCUGAAGAGGAGGAGGAAAGGUCAGAGGGCAAGGCCGUCAUUUCUAAAGAGGAACUGAGAGAGAACAGCAUUGCUGCACUCAGGGCCAAGGCUCAGGAGCACAGUGCCAAAGUUCUGGGGACAGUUUCUCAUGACAGGCUGCUGGAGGGCAAACAGGAGAUCCAGGUGGCUGAAGAAAAGGCCAGUGAUCUGACCAGUCCAGAAAAGGAGCAGAGAAGUCCCUAGAACCGAUCCAGAACCUGGAGACUGUUGUGGUCAAAAGUGACUGCAGUGGAUUAGCUGCGUUUAGUUUAAAUCUGGAUUAACUGACUUGGAUUUCCGUCCUUCACUGACUUCUCCAAACUGACUCUCAUCUGGACUUGAGAAAUGAACUUGUUGGUUGCUACCAAGAAGAUUCAAAUGCACUUUUUUAAAAUGUAUUUUCAAACUUACUCCUGUUUCUUCAAAUAUUAGAGCAUUUGACAGAAUAGCAGCAAUAGACAAUAAUGUAAAUAGACCUCAAAUUUAGAAACAGCCAGAUGAGCAAAGGCUUCUCAACUACAUUAAUUGCAACCAGUGGCCUAUAAUUUAUUUCCUGUCUUUUAUUCUGUCUGUGCUUAUACAAUUAUUAAAUUGAAGCAUUUUAGAGGAGCCGUCCCAUCGGCAGUAAGAGAAAGUUGUUGUCCUUUAUCAUGAUGUAUAUAACUGAUAUAUAAAUCUUUAAAAUAUUGUUCAUGUAGUCUUUAAA